This is a messenger RNA of Oppiella nova, 1261 nucleotides long. The record is from the annotation of a GenBank genome assembly. Lineage: Eukaryota; Metazoa; Arthropoda; Arachnida; Sarcoptiformes; Oppiidae.
GUUGAGUUUAUAAUUAAUAAUAGUAGCAUAUUAUUAAUUUUGUCUCAAAAUGUUCUCGCUCAUAUUGAAGAGUGUUUUACUGUUUGCCGUAUUUUGUCAGAUCUCUGCGCAAAGCCAGUGCGAGAAGGAUAGGUUGGCUAAUGUGAAAUCAGGUAAAACAAAAGUAGUUGGGCCCAAUAUUGGCAGUUGGCUAGUGUUGGAGGCAUGGAUGGCCGGCAAUGUCUGGGACAGUAACGGGUGCGACAGAAACACCAAGCAAGGUAGUUAUUUGCUGGAACAGUGCCUUGGUAGUCGUGCCCCAGCUGUUAUGGAGAAACAUUGGUCAUCGUUUAUCACUGAAAAUGACUUUGCUGAAAUGUCCAAACACGGUAUUAAUGUGGUUCGCUUCCCAGUUGGUUGGUGGCAGAUUUAUGACCCGCAAGGUGGCGCUAGCAAAGCCAAACUGAACUGGCACAUCACACCUACCAACUACAUAACCGGUGGUCUGGCAUAUAUUGAUAAGGCUUUCGAAUGGGGCGCUAAACACGGAAUCGGUAUAUUAUUGGACAUGCACGCGGCACCUGGAAAUCAAAAUGCCUUUGAUAACUCGUCACCCACUGAAUACCCUCCUCAGAAAAAUUGGGACAAAUACGAUGCAAACAGGGGUCAGACUGUAGACUCAAUGGAGCUGUAUGCUCAGCGUUACGGCAAUCACAGUGCCCUGUACGGUUUCUGUCUUCUCAAUGAGCCCGAUGGUAUGGAUGUCGGAAAGUUGCAAGAUUACUAUAACCGAGCCUACGCUGCCAUACGUAAACACUCGGCCGACUCGGUAAUAGUGAUCAGCCCACUGCUCAAUGGCGAGUCGGGUGUCGAAGAUCAUUGGAUAAACUUUGGAAAGGGUAUGACCAGGUUGGCCAUGGACUUCCAUUACUACUCGUGCUUUGGUGGCGAUCCCGAUCAGACUAACCCCGAUGGCGCUAUUGGUUAUAUAAACAACGACCUAAAGAACCAAAUUGCUACGUUCGCCAGUAGAAAUCCGGGAAAGAAAAUGUUGAUUGGUGAAUGGUCAUCGUGCAAUCAUUUUAAUAACCCGAGUCGCAAUGGCGAAUUUGCCAAGGCUGAGUUCAACGUGUACAACCAGGCUUCAUUGGGCUGGGCAUUUUGGUCGUGGACCGUCGGAUCCGGUGAAUUGUGGUCAUUGAAAACCAAUUUCGAAAGGGGAUGGGUGCCGGCUAACCUUGUGUUCCCUUGCUAAACACCUCUAUGUAUUUAAAUAGUAGGG